AUGCCUUCCGUAAGCGACUACAAAGCAUACCACAUCUUGAGCUAUGGCUCUUUCCUUGGAAUCACGCUCUUCCAGUCUUUCGUCGGCGGCGUAGUCGCCUUCAAGGUUCUACCGCGACCUCAAUUUUCAACUCUCCAGAAGGCUACCUUCCCAAUCUUUUUCGGCCUUCAAUCUGUGUUCGGUUUGGUUCUCAUGGCCACAUACCCUGGUGAAAAGUUGCUGGGUGUUGGAAACCAGUACAUCAGGGAGAAUGCUGGCUUCAGUGGUCUUUUGGCGGAUAGCAACAGAUGGCCUGUAUUCGUGCCACUUGCGACAAUCUUGAUUACCAGUGUCUUGAAUGCCCUGGUCAUUGGACCUGCCACGACUAAGACAAUGAAGGAGCGUCAUCAUCAAGAAACUCGCGACGGCAAGAAAUACUCCGAUGCAGGCCCGCAUUCCAAAGCAAUGGAGCAGCUGAACAAGACUUUUGGUGUUCUGCACAGCGUUUCGACAAUCAUCAAUCUGACCGCAUUCGGCUGCGCCAUUUGGUACGGCUUUGUCUUGGGCGAGAGACUGUAA
This is a messenger RNA of Aureobasidium subglaciale EXF-2481, 558 nucleotides long. RefSeq lists its product as uncharacterized. Lineage: Eukaryota; Fungi; Ascomycota; Dothideomycetes; Dothideales; Saccotheciaceae. The coding region runs from base 1 to 558 and encodes 185 amino acids. The transcript has 2 exons. The record is from RefSeq and is a predicted model, not a curated record.